Molecule: messenger RNA, 1003 nt
Organism: Blepharisma stoltei
Lineage: Eukaryota; Ciliophora; Heterotrichea; Heterotrichida; Blepharismidae
Source: the annotation of a GenBank genome assembly
AUGGAUCAGGUACUUUGGCUCUUCACACUUGGAUAUUUGUUCCAAUCUCUUGCAAAUGGGAUUCUUAUCUACACCAUAUCAAAGCAAAAAUCAAUUUAUGGGCUAUCUGUUGACAGUCAAUGGCUUUUCCUCUUUGCGACAUUAGCAAGAUGUAUAUGGAUCUUCGAUACGAGAUUAACUUCAUUACCCUUACUCCCCCCCUCCGUGAGUGAACAAAAAAAUUUUGUUCACUCACGGAGGGGGGUUAAUUUUUUUUUUUCGAAAUUUAAAAAAAUCCUAAUUUGCAAAAAUUGGAAAGCAAAUAUUAAUUUAAUUUAUAAAAUUUAUGUUUUAAAAAGCAAUUUUGUUUAAAAUUAAACAGAAUUAGCUCUAGAUUUCAUUAUAUAAUUAUUAUUUAUAUAUCAAAUUUUUUUUCCAUAAAAAAUUAUUCUAUUUAAAAAAUUUUUGUUCACUCAUGGAGGGUGGGUUUUUGGGGCAAAAAAUAGCGAUUUUUCUAAUGGUUUUGUUCACUCACGGAGGGGGGGAGUUAGCAUCAUUUGAAUUAGUAAUAAACGUGCUGCUAGGAGUAAUCUGCUGUUAUCUCUCUACCAAAUACAGUCACACCUCAAUAUUCCAAACUCCAAAAUACUUAUCAGCAUACGCAAUAACAGGAGCCUGCGCAGUUCUCUGUUUCCUAUUCCAUCCAGGCGAAAAAAACCAAUACUUUUUAACAGUUCAAAUGCUUGUGAGCUUCACAAUGUUUAUGGAAUGUGCAGGACUAUUGCCCCAAUUUGUCAUGAUGAGAAAAUCUAAAGAAGUCGAAAUAAAAACAGGGCACUAUUUAAUGUGCCUAGCAGUAGCAAGGGUGUUCAGGCUUAUUUUUUGGGUUCAGCUCUAUAUGGACGGCUAUACAUUUGGGUAUUUAAUUAUUGCUGACUUAAUUCACACAAUCUUGCUAUCUGAUUUCGCGAUAUUUUAUAUCAAAAGCAUGAGGUCAGGGAAAUCGAUUUUAUUACCUAGUUAA